UAUGCUAUAUGCCUUUCUCAUCCUUGACACAUAUCUAACUCAAUGGCUUUCUUUGUUUGCUUCUUCCUCUUCUUUCUUAUUUCAACUUCAACUGCUUGUGAUCGUUGUGUCCACAAAGCUAAGGUUGCCUAUUUUUCCAAAGCUUCAGCACUUUCAUCUGGGGCUUGUGGGUAUGGUUCCUUGGCAUUAGGCUUCAACAGUGGACACCUUGCUGCUGGUGUGGCUUCUCUUUACAAAGAUGGAGCUGGCUGUGGUGCAUGCUUUCAGGUAAGAUGCAAGAACACAAGUCAUUGUACCAAAGAAGGAACUAUAGUGACUUUGACUGAUCUCAAUCGGAAUAACCAAACAGACUUUGUUGUCAGCAGCAGAGCAUUCAUGGCCAUGGCUCAGAAGGGUAUGGGCCAAGACAUUUUGAAACUGGGGAUUGUCGACGUAGAAUACAAGAGGGUACCUUGUCAAUACAAAAAUCAGAAUUUGGCUGUACGAGUGGAAGAACCAAGCCAAAAACCAAAUUACUUGGCAGUGAAAUUUCUAUAUCAAGGAGGUCAAACAGAAAUAGUUGGUGUUGAUGUAGCUCAGGUUGGUUCUUCAAACUGGGGCUUCAUGAGCCACAACUAUGGGGCAGUUUGGGACACAAGCAGAGUGCCAUCAGGGGCAUUGCAAUUCCGGUUUGUGAUCACAGCAGGGUAUGAUGGGAAGUAUAUUUGGGCACAACAUGUCCUUCCUGCUGACUGGAAGUCAGGGGUGAUAUAUGACUCAGGGGUUCAAUUCACUGAUAUUGCACAAGAGGGUUGUUCUCCAUGUGAUGAUGAGACUUGGAAAUGAGGGAUCUUGUUAAUGCUAGUGUGAAUAUAUAUACAUAUAGGUGGGUUCCUUGUAACAUGCAUUGAAUUACCUGAUUUAGUAGCUUAGGAGAUAAGAAUACAAAUCGGAAGGGCUUAGACUUGCCAAGAAAAUAGAUGGGGCUAAAUAUGUAUGUUUCGGAAUUAUAAACUUUCCUACCAGGACAAAUUUUCA
Quercus robur (English oak) is the source of this 1017-nucleotide messenger RNA. Its product is annotated as expansin-like A1. The transcript has 5 exons. The record is from RefSeq and is a predicted model, not a curated record. Lineage: Eukaryota; Viridiplantae; Streptophyta; Magnoliopsida; Fagales; Fagaceae. Gene Ontology annotation, cellular component: plant-type cell wall; extracellular region; plasmodesma. Bases 43 to 825 code for a protein of 260 amino acids. Gene Ontology annotation, biological process: sexual reproduction.